This is a messenger RNA of Pistacia vera, 779 nucleotides long. RefSeq names its product serine carboxypeptidase II-3-like. NCBI's taxonomy places the organism in Eukaryota, Viridiplantae, Streptophyta, Magnoliopsida, Sapindales, Anacardiaceae. The transcript has 3 exons. Gene Ontology annotation, molecular function: serine-type carboxypeptidase activity. The record is from RefSeq and is a predicted model, not a curated record. The coding region runs from base 9 to 779 and encodes 256 amino acids. Gene Ontology annotation, cellular component: vacuole. Gene Ontology annotation, biological process: proteolysis.
ACAAGAAGAUGAAGCUAACAUUAUUUUCAAAGCUGCUUCUUCUCUCCCUUUUGGCAUCACUUAACUUUAUUGAGGCCAACCAAGCUGAUAAUCUUCAAAGGCUGAUUAAGUCUAAAAGAUGGAGAAACUCUUUUCAGGCAAAUUCUCAAGAGGAAUCAAGUGUAAAACAAGAGUAUAGUCCUGUGUAUAUUGGGACUCAGGAUGGUUCAAUGGAACUUGACAAGAUUACUACAUUGCCUGGCCAACCUAAUGGUAUAAACUUUAGUCAGUACUCAGGUUAUGUGACGGUUGAUCCUCAGGCUGGAAGAGCAUUGUUUUACUAUUUUGUUGAGUCACCUCACAAUUCUUCAACCAAUCCUUUGGUUUUGUGGCUCAAUGGAGGACCUGGAUGUUCGUCUUUUGGGUAUGGGGCUAUGACUGAAUUAGGACCCUUCAGAGUAAAUAGUGAUGGCAAAACACUAUUUCAAAAUGACUAUGCAUGGCACAAUGUGGCAAAUGUAAUCUUCUUGGAAUCUCCAGCUGGGGUAGGCUUUUCAUAUUCAAAUACAUCUUCAGACUAUGACCACUCAGGUGAUAAUACAACUGCAGUUGAUGCCUAUACAUUUCUUGUCAACUGGCUGGAGAGGUUCCCUCAAUAUAAAACAAGGGAUUUUUUCAUAACUGGAGAGAGCUACGCUGGUCACUAUGUCCCUCAGCUUGCAAACACCAUUCUGCUCCACAAUAAAUACUUAAAUCAAACUGUUAUCAAUCUCAAAGNCGGCAUUAAAUAUAAAGUAUAA